CUGCGUCUUGACCCGCAAUAUAGCGAUCUCACUAUUAAAUGCGGUGAUCAGGUUUACUGGGUGCAUAAGAGUAUUAUCUGCCCCCGGUCGGCUUUUUUUGCAAAGGCAUGUAAUGGAAAGUUCCAGGAAUCCUACGCCAAUAAAGUAACGCUACAAGAGGAGCCGGCCUUGGUCAGACAGAUGAUUGAAUAUCUCUAUACUUUAGAUUAUCAAGUGGACACUUUGUCAGAAUCUGCGCCCUUCACUUUGAAGGAUGUACCGACAGACCUGACCCAAUCUGACACAGCCAAUACAGAUUCUGCCUAUCAAGAGAUGGUCAUUCAGGGAGAUCAAGACUCCCUAAAUACGUCAAAAUCAACAAGUGACUUCGCCUCGUACGGUUGUGAUCCCCUAUCAUUUCACAUUUCAAUGUAUGCCCUUGCAGAUCGCAUGUUCAUUGAAGGUCUCAAAGGUCUUUCCAAAAGAAAAGUCGAACAAGAGCUGCUGCAACGACUUGAUGCAAGCUCCUUUCCUAGCGGGAUAGUGGAGAUCUAUAACUCGACUCCAUCACAGGACAGAGGACUGCGAGAUUUGGCAGUCAGAGUAACUAUGCAUCAUCUCACACGGCUGAGAACUGAAGACGAAGAAAGUCCAGCACCGUUCCAGAACUCUUUACUGCAGUCAGUACCACAGUUUUUAUUUGACCUGGCGGUAGCGAUGAUGGAUAGCACUGUUAUUGAGUGGGCACGAUUUGGUGAAUGCAAGAAAGACUGGAGUCGAAAUGCCGAGGUAUCGGCGGCUCGUUUGAAGGUUUUUGCUAAAUUCGGAAAGAUGUAG
This is a messenger RNA of Penicillium cataractarum, 816 nucleotides long. RefSeq names its product BTB/POZ domain-containing protein. The record is from RefSeq and is a predicted model, not a curated record. Gene Ontology annotation, molecular function: protein binding. The transcript is spliced from 2 exons. Lineage: Eukaryota; Fungi; Ascomycota; Eurotiomycetes; Eurotiales; Aspergillaceae.